UAAGCCUCCACCUUUGAACCUCCAUUCAUAAGUCAUAACCACAUUCCACCUCCCUUCACAACAUCUAUCAAAACUCCCCUCCAAAAAUAAAAAGCUUAAUUUCAUCAUCAUCAUCAUCAUCAAAUUAAAUCUGAUUAAAAGUUUCCAAAAUGGGAAAUAGCUUAAGGUGUUGUUUGGCAUGUGUACUACCAUGUGGUGCACUAGACUUGAUCCGUAUAGUUCAUCUAAACGGGUACGUAGAAGAGAUCACAAGAGUGGUAACAGCCGGGGAAAUUCUAGAUGCUUAUCCAAACCAUGUUUUAAGUAAACCUUGUUCUCAAGGUAAUAAUAUGGUUAGGAAAAUCAUGAUUUUAUCUCCUGAUUCCGAGCUUAAGCGUGGUAGUAUCUACUUCUUGAUCCCUGAUUCUUCAUUGCCUUCCAAAAAGUCUAAGAAGAAUAAGAUCAACGCUCCAAAAUCAAUUCAUCAUGAUCAACUUAUUGUUCAUGAUCAUAAACUUAUUAGUAAGUCCAAGAGUAUUGUUCAUGAUCAUAAACUUAUUAGUAAGUCCAAGAGUAUUACUACUCAAGUUAAUCAUGAUAUUCAUGAUGCUAAAGUUUUAAGUUUAGAUUUAUCAAAAUUGGAAGAUAAUCAAGAAAAUAGUAAUAUCAAUAAUAAUGUGUUAGUUUGUGAAGCAAAAUUACUCAACUCUAAAUCUAAAUCUGGGAAGCAUCAAAGGAGAAGAAGCAGCAGGGGUAAAAGUGGUAUUUGGCAACCUCAUUUGGAGAUUAUUACUGAAGAUUUCUGAUUUUUUUUCCCUUUUUUUUUUUACAUUUUUAUUCUCCUUUUAUAUCUUGGAUAUUUGCAAUUAUAUUCAAAUUGCAAAGCCUUUUUUUCAUUUGUCCAAUUUUUUAAGGCGUUAAAAGGAGUUAAUUUAUUGUGGAUACAUUUUAGUUUAAUUUUUCUCCGAGUGCUUUGUAAUAUUAGCAAUUUCGGGUUUUAUUGUAAUUCUUAAACAGAGCUCAAAAUUAAUAUUUGGAGUAGACCAGCCAAAGUUGAAAUUCAGAUUUUAUUUAUCGUUUUUUCCGGUAAUUUCCUUUUC
Spinacia oleracea (spinach) is the source of this 1079-nucleotide messenger RNA. RefSeq lists its product as uncharacterized. The transcript has a single exon. The coding region runs from base 150 to 785 and encodes 211 amino acids. NCBI's taxonomy places the organism in Eukaryota, Viridiplantae, Streptophyta, Magnoliopsida, Caryophyllales, Amaranthaceae. The record is from RefSeq and is a predicted model, not a curated record.